GAGCUACCCAGGCCCCCUGCCUUGCUGAUCAUGCCGCGGAGCCCCAUGUCCAGCGAGGAGGAAAUGGCUCAGAGUUUUUCUGACUCAGCCAGCUCGGAAUCAGACAGUUCCAGAGAUGAGCCUUCCAGGCUGGAUCGACCUACCAGUGGCCGAUUGGACAACAGCCUGAGAGACACAAUGCUAAUCUGUGUAGUCAUCCCUGACCUGCAGCAGUCUAAAUCCAUGAGGUUCAGUCCUGAUGCCACAGUAUGGGUUGCUAAGCAGCAGAUCCUGUGUACACUCACACAGAGCCUAAGAGAUGUGCUCAACUAUGGGCUCUUCCAGCCAGCGGUGGAUGGGAGGGAAAGUGGUUUCCUAGAGGAGGAACGACCAUUAAAAGACUACCCCCUGCCCACCAACAAGAGCAUUCCUACUCUGGAGUUUCGUUAUAAGAGCAGAGUGUACCAGCAGCCAAACGUCAACGAGAAACAGAUUGAAAAGCUCCACACGCAGGCCAACCUGAGGAAAUUUAUGGAAUACAUCCAGCACCAUCAGGUGGACAAAGUCGCCAAGAUGUUGGAGAGAGGGUUGGAUCCUAACUAUCAUGAUCCUGAAACUGGUGAGACACCACUAACCCUUGCGGCCCACCUGGACAAUAUGGUCGAAACUAUAAUGGCAUUGAAAAAUGGUGGAGCUCAUUUAGAUUUUCGCUCUCGUGAUGGAAUGACUGCACUCCAUAAAGCAGCCAGGGCAAAGAAUGAGAUAGCUCUUAAGACUAUGUUAGAUUUAGGUGCAUCUCCAGACUAUAAGGACCGACAGGGUUUGACUCCACUCUACCAUACAGUUACUGUAGGGGGAGACCCCAGCUGCUGCGAGGUACUACUGUGUGCCCACGCCAGUGUCGGAAGCCAUGAUGAGAACGGCUGGCAUGAAAUCCACCAGGCUUGUCGAUAUGGCCAUGUCCAACACCUGGAGCAUCUUUUGUUCUAUGGAGCGGACAUGAGUGUCCAAAACGCAUCUGGGAAUACGGCUCUCCAUAUCUGUGCCCUGUACAAACAGGAAAAGUGUGCCAGGGUUCUUCUGGUUCGGGGAGCCAGCAAAGACGUCAAGAACUACCGAGGACAAACACCCUUUCAGGUGGCCAUAAUUGCUGGAAAUUUUGAGCUUGCGGAAUUCAUAAAGAAUCACAAAGACGCUGAUAUUGUGCCUUUCUGGGAGGCACCGGCAGGCACAGGUCGGAGCAGGCCGCUGCAGCAAACACCAGUGCAGCACCCGGGAAGGAGCACUCUAGCCGCCCCACGUGUGCUGCUCCGCUCCAACAGUGACAACAACCUGAACAUCAACAAACUCCCGCCAGACCGCUCUUGUUCGCCCUCGCCUGCCACCUCCCCCCUCCGCAGCUUCUUGCCUCGCCACCCCCAGCAGAUGCAGAACAGCCCCAAUGGCACGGUGAAGACCAUGGCCCGGGGGGGACGCUCCCCCCGAAGCCGUUCCCCUUCCCUGGGCCGGCUGGGGGAGGGAGACACCCGGAGACAGACCCCUCAGCGUCACAGCAGUCCCUGUCCCAAUAGGGACACCUUCUCCGCUAUGGACAUCCCAGGAUUCAAACGCAAGCUGUACAGUGCUGUGCCAGGAAGACACUAUAUGGUGAUCAAAUCUUACCAACCACAAGCAGAGGGAGAAAUCGCUUUGUACAAGAAUGACAGGGUCAAAGUUCUCAGUAUUGGAGAAGGAGGAUUCUGGGAAGGCAGUGCUCGAGGGAAUGUAGGCUGGUUCCCAGCAGAAUGUGUGGAAGAGAUCCCAAGCAAACCCAAUGAGGACAGGCCCUAUGCCCGGGCGGACCGAUCAGAGAGACGCAAGCUCUUUCGACAUUACACUGUGGGAUCUUAUGACAGUUUUGAUGCAUCAAGUCUGAUGAUAGGCUGUAAUAACGGUCGUUAUUCGCGGAAUUUUCUCCACAGCGACUGCGUUAUCAACGAAAAGACGGUCGUGCUGCAGAAGAAGGAUAACGAGGGAUUCGGUUUCGUGCUGCGAGGGGCGAAAGCUGACACCCCCAUUGAGGAGUUUACCCCGACCCCAGCCUUUCCGGCUUUGCAGUAUCUGGAGUCCGUGGAUGAAGGAGGGGUGGCAUGGAAAGCUGGUUUGAGAACUGGAGACUUCCUCAUCGAGGUGAACCAAGACAAUGUUGUCAAAGUUGGCCACAAGCAAGUAGUCAACAUGAUUCGUCAUGGUGGCAACAACUUAAUCAUCAAAGUCGUGACGGUCAGUCGAAAUCUGGAUCCUGAUGACACAGCUCGAAAGAAAGCACCACCACCUCCAAGGAGGGCUCCAUCUACAGCCCUGUCCAUGCGUUCAAAAUCUAUGACCUCAGAGCUAGAAGACCUAGUGGAUAAAGCCACUUUGAGGAAAAAGAAGGAUAAAGUGGACGAGGUUGUGCCGCCUCAGAAACCCAUGUGGGACAACUCAAACGCAGAUGUGAGGGUGGCAGCAAUCAAACCACGCCCGACUAGCAAAUGUUUCGCUGUCAACCCUGAAAUGAAUUCUCUCUGCAAUAGUCAGGAUACAGCUGUAGACUCGCUACCACAGCCAGUGAGUCCUAGAACCCCCUACCUGGGUGUACCAAAGGGAACCAUACGAAGACAAACGUCUAUAGGUGUAACCGAAGAAGAGAAGCAGUUCCUCACUCCUCCAAUGUUGAAAUUUACAAGAAGUCUUUCAAUGCCCGACACAUCGGAAGAUAUUCCACCCCCUCCAGCCAUAUCCCCUCCAUCUCCACCUCAAAAUAAUGCUCUCGUCCAAGCUGGUCGAGGAUAUGGCACUAUCAGACCAGGUUUUAGCUCCCAGAGUCCAAAUGCAAACAGCACAGCCCCAGACAAAGGUGAAGGUCCCGGGUGGAGAGAUCAGGGCAUGUAUUAUCGAGACAGCCCUGAGAAAUAUGAUUCAGAGGGAUACAAUCACAGCCCAACAGCCCAGCAGAGUCUUCAUAAGCGCCGUGCCCAGAUCCCUGAGAAUCCUUACUCAGAUGUGGGUAAGAUGGGACAAGCUGGACUUUUUGUUCCUAACAAACCUGCCAGAAGAAAGGGCAUGCUUGUGAAGCAGUCCAACGUGGAGGACAGUCCUGAGAAAACUUGCUCCAUACCUAUUCCUACUAUUAUAAUCAAAGAGCCCUCCACCAGCAGCAGUGGCAAGAGCAGCCAGGGAAGCAGUAUGGAAAUUGAAACGACCACACCAGACCACCCAGGGCAGCUACGUCCUGAAGAUGGCUUCAAUCCAGCCAGUCCCUUUGCAGCUGCGAUCGCCGGUGCAGUCAGAGACAGGGAGAAGAGGCUUGAUGCUCAUCGAAACUCCCCAUCUUUUAAGUCUACAGAUGCAGGUGACGAGGAUGUUGCACCAACACCAGCCCCACGUCUCCGACACUCAAAGUCUAUCGAUGAAGGCAUGUUUAGUAGUGAUGAGCGGUUGCGUAGGCUCAUGGCACCUCCCUCAUCACUGCUUAGCAUUCCUAGAGGUGGUGGCAAUGUGACAGACUUCAACAGCCCUGAGCCCACCAUGGUACGGGAACUGUUGAAUACACGUACAGGACACAGCCCAGUAAGCUUGCCUGCUCAUAAGUCCUACAGCUCAGGGGGCGGGAAUUAUGUUCAUCCGGUUACAGGCAAACCGUUAGACCCCAAUUCACCAUUAGCUUUAGCAUUAGCGGCCCGCGACAGAGCCAUGAGGGAGCAAUCACAACCUCUUCCACUAAAGAGUGACCUAUCCAAACUUGAUCUUAAUAAACCGCUUUUCAUCGACACUAAGCUUCGAUCAAAUGUGGAGGUUGGUUUUUCGAGUACUGCCACCAUGGGUCGUCCCCGCGGAGGCCUGCGCCGACAGAUGACGGAGUCCAAAUAUGAGACCGAAUCCAAGUAUCAGCUCGAUCUGGGCAAGCCCGAGAAGAGGCCAGAGGAGAAGAAGAACAUGCUCAUUGACAUCGUGGACACCUCGCAGCAGAAGUCAGCUGGUCUGCUGAUGGUACACACCACAGAUGGGGCAAAAUCGGAGGAUAACAGCUUGUCAGAGGGUGACAGGGACGAUGCAGUUAGUCCCGACAACACUCCAGGGGAGCUUCGCGACCCCAACCAGCCAGCUCCCACUAAACCCCCGGCUCCCAAACAGCUAUCAGCUGCUCCUCACGGCAAAACCAUCAUAACUGUUAGCUCCGUGGAUGAGCCUGUCAAGCUGCCCUUCGGCUUCCCUCCACCGCCCUUGGCCUCUGUCGACAUUGAUGAAGAGUUUGUGUUCGCUGAACCUUUGCCGCCCCCACUGGAGUUUGCCAACAGUUUUGACAUUCCUGAGGACCAAGCGGGAAGUAUAGCUGAGCUGCUGAAACAGAAAACAAAUGGCACGAAAGGGCCUUCUCUUACUCCGUACUACCCAGCUUUAGGUGGCGGAAAUUCCGAAAUCAAAAGACCAACGGUUCUCACAAACUGCACACCUCCCAGCUUCCCUCCAGGGCCGCUAGAGCCCUACGAACAAAUCACUGACUCGGGUAUUGAGGUAGACAGCCGGAGCAGUGGUGACCCCCAGCUGGAGACUACCAGCACCAUCUCCACUGUGUCCAGCAUCUCCACCUUGUCUUCUGAAGGUGGCGAGACCCUGGACACUUGCACCGUCUAUGCAGAUGGACAAGCCUUUCUGGUGGACAGGUCUCAAAUCCUGUCCAAGCCAAAACCCAAACCUGCCAUCAAGAGCAAUGCACUUUACAAGGACCCUUUGCCUGAGGAGAAUGUGAGCUCUUUCAGAUUCCCCUCAACGGUCCCACCUCCGCCCCCUGCAAAUAUUCCACCAGAGCCCUUGAAAACCCCAACGCAAAGGACCUCAAAGCUUUGGGGCGACCCUCCGGAGAUGAAAGGCCCAGAAGCCAAGCCCCAUGGAAUGGGCGAGCUGAAUUCAGUUCUGCAGCAUGUGAACAAGGACAAAGCACCAAAGCCAGGGGAAGCAUUAGACUCUCCAACGGGAUCCAGGACUCACUUUGGAAUGAGAAAUCAGGAUGGUGUAUCCCUCAUCUCAGGUACACAGCAGAACACCACCGUUACCUUCACUACCCAGCCUGGCCCCAAUGUGCCUGCCCCAUCACCCUGCCGUCAGGCCGAAAGCCUGCCCCCUCACCACCAUGCCCCAAGCCCUAUCAUGUCCCCUCCGGACUCUGGCCUCAGUUGUGCCUCUUCCCUCCCAACCUCGGUCACUUCCCCCACUAUGACGGACGUCUUUGGUCUGCCCACUCCGCCCCUCAGUCUGGGCACAGGGCGUAGCCGCUCCCCUUCCCCCCUCACCCUCAUCCAGGCUGUAUCAAACAAGCCGUUCGCCACCAAACCUGUUCUCAUGUGGAGCAAGCAGGAUGUGGCCGAUUGGCUCGAGAGCCUGAAUCUAGGUGAGCACAGGGAUGCCUUUAUGGACAACGACAUCGAGGGCAGCCACCUACCUAACCUGCAAAAGGAGGAUCUUAUCGACUUGGGUGUGACCCGUGUGGGUCACCGAAUGAACAUCGAGCGGGCGCUAAAAGUACUCUUGGACAGAUGAGACUGGGCGAGACGUCCUCUCUGGGACUCGACGCAUCUUGUUCAUAAGCUUUGUUUCCCUUUCCCUUAUUUUGGUUUAAAAAUGUGUUGUCCUAUCAUGCUUUCGGUGGAUUUUAGGGACUCUCACAUCCUGAAGAAACUACAGUUUUGACAAAGUGUUUGAAAUAUCCACGUAAGCACAAGCGGUUCCCUGCGAUUCUGUUCCAAGACCUCCGGAACCAGAGAAGACAUUGAAGCCAACACACUGUUUGGAGUCCACAAACCUGAGCUUACCAUUCUUUGGCUUUUAAGGACUUUGGCCUCCUUUGAAUGCACUGAAACCAGCAGAGCUGGGGAUCCAUUUUCUAUCUUUGCUAAGACAAUUCUACAGAGAAUAUUUCUUCAGGAAAAAAGGGAACCUUUGUCUAUGUAUCAGCUGCCUAUAAAAUAUCUUGCUUUUUUUUUUCUCCUACUAAACCUUUGACCAAGAGGUACACGAAUCUCUAAGAUGUGAUUGGUGGACAUAAAUUCAUGUCCCUCAGUUCAUUCACUGACAGUCCUAGAACGGGCAUGGUCACUUGAAACAGAGGUAAAUUCUCCCUACAUGUGAACAAACGUAACAGUAGCAAGCAGCAGGUCUCUCCACCAUCUUUAAUUUUUGAAUACGCUAACACUGGGUGUUUGUCUGAAUGAUCAAAAUUCUCUUGGGUCUUUUUGAAUUGUGAUUUACUAUUAGGUGUCUUCCAUAUGGUAAGGAGGUCUACGGCAUUCCCACCAAUAUUUUAUUUGUACCUUCGAUCAACACUAGGUUGCGCUGUUGCUUAGUGUUGCCAACUCAAUUAUUUUCCAGCUGUUUUCACUGGAACUAAAAUAAUAGGUCUUUGCAGGAACACAUAAGGUUGAACUGUUGUGUAUACUGAAAUAUCGAGAUUUGGAGUUUCAUGGGUGAACAUAAAUGACGUGAUUUAAGAUGGUUAUUUGACAGCUUUGAGUUGAAUGCUGACACAAUCACUCUAUAAAAGGGCCAGUAUGUAUGUUUUUUACUUUAAAUAUGUGACAGAUUCUUAAUAUUUUAACCAUUGUUUUUUUUUUUUUUUUUU
Messenger RNA from Myxocyprinus asiaticus (Chinese sucker), 6616 nucleotides. Its product is annotated as SH3 and multiple ankyrin repeat domains protein 2-like. The transcript is spliced from 25 exons. Lineage: Eukaryota; Metazoa; Chordata; Actinopteri; Cypriniformes; Catostomidae. The coding region runs from base 31 to 5538 and encodes 1835 amino acids. The record is from RefSeq and is a predicted model, not a curated record. Gene Ontology annotation, molecular function: synaptic receptor adaptor activity; ionotropic glutamate receptor binding. Gene Ontology annotation, cellular component: postsynaptic density; dendritic spine; postsynaptic membrane.